CCCUGACCGAGUCCGCAUUUUUCUGUGUUGAUUGACAACACAACUGUGGUCAGAGUGAGUCUGCCUCCUACAAUCAUUUCAGUUCCUUAAUUCACCAUCCUGAAUUAAUGUCUAUCGUCACUCCGGUCCAUUGCGCAUCGAGAUGAUCACGACCACCGAAAAGAUCCACCCCUAGCCAUAACACAAUUCUGCUCAUCAUCGCACACCCACCGCGGCGGCCAUGGCUACUGCUGCGAUUGCUGGCAAUGAUGAGGCUCUCAACAACGGUCUACACGCUUCAAUGAACGACUUGUCGGAUCCCUUUAUCGAUGAUGACCGACAGAGACAGCCGAGCCAUGCCCACCGCUACUCCAGUCUAGUCGAUCCAGAAUUAAUCACAUUGGGCACCGCUACAUCGCCUGCCCAGGUCAAACGAAGUAUUAUCGCGCACCUUACGGAGACGGAACGCCGCCUACAUGACACUCAGAAGCUGGGAGAGUCACUCUUACUGCAACAGUCCGAGUUAAAUGAGAAGCUGCGCGAAGUGGAGGAGCACCAGGAAGAUGCAGAAAUAUCACCAGAGCUGCGGCGGAGGCUGGCUGAUUUAGAAAGAGAGCAUAAUGAUGUUGGUAAAGAAAUCGCAAGAGCUUUGCUUGGUCCCAAGUCCAGAGCUGUCAGUGGAGAAGAAAAGCCGGCAACUGAGCAAUCCACCUUCACAAGCCAGGCUACUGCAUCGCCUACAAAAGUCACAGCCCCUAGCCGGCGGCACCGCAACCAGCCGAGCAACCGCGCAGGUGAUCUACAGUUUGCAGCGGAUAUCAGCACCUCCCUUUUGGCACAAGUGCGACAAUUGCAAAGCGCCGUGGCAGAACGGGAUGACCUUCUAAAGCAGGCCAAUUCAGAAAGAGAUCGAUUGGAACAAGAUGCACUGCUAUUCACUCAACGAUUGCGCGCCCUUGAUGAGAGCGAGCAAAAGUACAAAGAUGAGAAUUGGAACCUCGAAACCCAGACGCACGAACUUCUAGCGUCAGCUCGCGAGGCUGCUGAUCGAGAGAAACGCUUGAAUUCCAGUCUAGCUGCUGCAGUUGCCGAGAAGUCCAGACUGCAAAGCGAGAUGGAUGAGAUCAGGGUUGCUCAUGAGAAGGUGACUGAAGAGUACGCCACGGCGAAGAAAGCCCACGACUCGGAGCUGCACACCUUGAAGCGGAACAUCGACGUUGGAGAAAGUGAAAGAGCUUCCAUGCAAAGCAAGCUUGACGAGUUGACUGCUCAAAAUCAUGAACUGGCGCGGGCUGUUGCAGCUCGGCUACGCGGUCAGCAUCCGGGGGGCGAAAUCUCUACAGGGCAAGAUCAUGAUGAAGAUCUCCAUAAUAUUGAAUCUCCGGAGCAUUCGCCUCCUCCUUCUCCCACGAAAGGGACUCCACGACACGGUGGCUUGGAGUCUGAGACUCUACGAAGCUCGUUACACCACGCUCAUAGGAUGAUACAAAACCUCAAGAACAACAUCCACCGUGAGAAGACGGAAAAGAUUGAACUCAAGCGCAUGCUUCAAGAUGCCAGGGAUGAGCUCGAACAGCGACGCGGUGACAGCUCCAUGGGCAGUGGCAACAAACGGCAAAAGACAAAGUCUGAGACAUUCAAGAAGCCUCUUCGACCUGAUAUGUUGGGGGGUAGUCGACGGGCACGAACCGAUAUCGAACUCCAAGACGACGACUGGGAAGAGAAUUUCGUAGACUCACCGACUCAAGCGCACGCUCAAAGACAUCUAAGCGUGCCAGCUGCUCCUGAAGGACGCCUCACAGAUAUGAGCGACGCAUACCAAACUGCAAACGAGACUGAAGGGGCCUUUGAAACGGCAGAUGAACGGCAUGCUACAGAAAGCGAAGAUUUCCAGACUGGAGCGGAGAGUUUGGCCGGUGAUAGCACUGAUGAUCUAACCGAGACCGAAGACACGGCAUCUCAAUUUCAACGAAAGGGAAUAUCCCGAGCAAACAGACCAUCUCUUGCUUUCAAGCCGACUGGCGAUCGACAAUCGUACAUGAGCACCGCUUCCACUUCUGCCGGAGAGGACGAAGAUGAGCUCAAAACCCCUGUGUUGAAUCAGCCGCAGAAGUUCCGUCUAAGGAACGGGCGUAGCUCAUUUGCUCGACAGUCGAGAGUUCCGACGGAUGCUACACCUACCAACUUGUACUCGGAAGGCGUGUCACAGGAUUCACCCGCCACUAUUAGCAGUGAGCGCAGCCUUCCAGGUGCUGAGCAGAGUCUUUUUGCAGAACUCGGUGACUUGGACGAUGCUUCUACUUUUGGAACCCCCGGUAGAGCAAGUAUUGCUUCAGCAACAUCUACCCCCGGUAUUCCUACUUACACUCCGAGCAAGCAACCUGUGCCGCAAUUUGAGCCUCCGAGCGUCGUGAAGCCAACAGUGGUCGAUUCUUCAACAAUGACUGACCCGUGGGAACCCAAGCAAGAACCAUCUGCAGGUGUUACUGUCCCAGCCGGCGAUGUCGAGCAGCUGCGUUCUUCCUACUACGAGCAGGCGCCUUCACCAGUUCCUUCCGACUUUCCUUUACCUCCAACUGUGCCAGCAUCACCCAUCAAACACAUUGACAAUGGCACCCAAUACACGCCGCAAAGAUCGUUGCAAGAAAGUCCAAUCAGAAACACUGCUUUCAUUACUCCACCCAAGACUGUAUGGGACGAAGCCCACAGUCCUGAGCCAGUGCAGCCAGUCAUCGAUUCCGCACCACAUCCUCAAACACCUAAGCAUCUAAACUAUUCAGGUCUAUUGAUGCAGGACACGAAACCCGCCAGCCCUGUCGAAGUUUCCCCAGUUGUACCUCCUCAGCCCGAGCUGCUCGGAAUCUCCAACAUUCAUUCCCAAGUCACUCAACCGGUUCAGACCCCUGAAAAGAAACGCCCAGCUGGAGUUGCGGUCUCUACUCAGGUGGAUGAUCUUCCGAGCCGACCACAGACCGCAGAAAAGGUGGUAUCGUCGGGUCUGCUUGCAUCAGCUGCAGCUGCUUUAGGCAUUUCCAAGGCGAAGAACACUCCUGCUCCGGUGAUUGCUGAGGAUGAUACGAGUGAGCAAGAAGAAGCUGCGCCCACUACAGCUGGACAAAACAUGCCUUUGAAAGACGUGUCUGGAAAUAGUGUUGCUCCGAGGCAAGCAACUUCCGCCAAACCUGUGGAGCCAGAACACCCUGCUGAGCUCCCAAUACUGAGCCAAGACCAAGCUUCUCAGACACUCCUCACGGCCCAACAGAUCGAAGAGGCCUUGAGGCCAAAGGCAGCUCUACACAUGCCGCUACCUCAUCCUAGAGAGGAUGCAGAGAGCCUUACAAGUCCGCUAAGCCCUGUAACCCCUGCAGAGACAGGUGACUCCCGAGAGGCGUUUGUACCCGGCACGAUAGUCCCCGUGUCGGAAAUUGGCCAGGCCAUUCCACUACCAUCCCCCACCAAGAGACCAUCGAGUUCUUCGAGUCGCCGGUUGUCCAAUACGCAGCAUCCGCCCCUACCUCCUGACCACAGAGCUGCCAUUGCUAAGGCCAGCGGCCGAGUCGGCUCGCCGACCCAGGAGCCCACGAGUUCAAGUCAUGUGGCAACGAUUAUGGGUCCACCUGCACUCCCGGCAUCGGCCAUGCGUCGCCCACGAACUCCAGGAGAUUCUAUACGAUCGCCCACUCGCGACAGCGAUGCGCCACGCACGUCCAAUGUUAGCCGUCACCAGCGGGGAACCGUCACUUCUCAAUUGUCACACCGGUCGUCCGUGUCUUCUUUUGCCUCUGAAAUCGAUGAGCGCUUCAACAUCCAUGCCAAUGGUCAAAUUGCUCCUCAUGGCUUUGGUACGAACCCCAAAAUCAUUCAAGCCAUAACACAAACCAUGAUCGGGGAGUUCUUGUGGAAGUAUACUCGCAAGGCUGGCCGUUCCGGAAUGUCCGAGACGCGGCAUCGUCGGUACUUCUGGGUGCACCCGUAUACGAAGACGCUGUAUUGGUCCGAUCAAGAUCCACAAACAGCUGGCAGGAACGAAUUGAAGGCGAAGAGCGUUCUCAUCGAGAGCGUGAAGGUUAUCCCUGACGACAACCCUAUGCCACCGGGGCUGCAUCGAAAGAGUCUCGAAGUCGUCACACCUGGUCGCCGUGUGAGAUUCACCGCAAGCACUGGACAGAGACAUGAGACCUGGUUCAAUGCGCUGAACUACUUACUUCUCCGGGCCGAUGAUCCGAAUGCUGGACAGUACCAUGCUGGAGGGACUGAAGUCACGCACGACGAUGUUGACGAGUUCAACGUGAAUGCUGGUGGAUAUGGAGCUAGACUUGCACCAACCGGCAGCCGCAUGAGUCUCUCAAGCUACAAUUCCCGAACGACUCGAGGCACGAGCACCAAUCGAGCCUCUGUUGCUCAGCGAACGGCGCCAGGGGUCGCCACUACUAGUUCCACACGUCAAGCUCCGGGCACUGUUGAUGAGUCGACUGUGCGACGAAGUCGGGCAGACCAGUCUCAGGCAGCUGAACAAGACCGAACGUUACGAGCGAAUAGUGUCAGCCGGUUUUCGCGCAUGAUCGGAUCUGUCACUGGAAAGAAUCGGCGAAUGAGUGAGGUUGCCAACGCUCACGGCAGUACACGAAGCGAAGGUGGUAGCAUCUACGAUGCCAGUGUUAUUAGCGACGGACGUAGAGAUUCUGCCGAAGAGCUUCGGAGAGAGAUGCUGAGGCAGGAGCAAGUUGGUUUCGGAGGACUUGAAAAUGUCCGAGCGUGCUGUGAUGGAAAACAUGAUGUCUCAACGUUGAGUCACAGCCAUCGCUACGGCACGCCGCAUGGACACGGACAGCGGUCAUUGAGCAUGAGUCUACGAGGCUCUGCUCGGCGAGGUGGCCCAUUUUCCACUCCUGGCACGGCCGCAGCGACGCCCACUAGGCCAACAGCCACCACCACGGCGCCUUGAAAAGGGCGUCAUGCAUCUGAAGCAAGCAAUGGAUCUUGAUCCUUGACGUUGUGCAUCAGCUCUCCUUUGUUGACCAUGCUGGAGAACAGGCUGACCUCAUGCUCUUCUGGGUAUGUGUCUCGGUUCUGCUUCACCUAGAAAUCAAGAAAAAAAAUAGGUUGGGUAAUGCAUAAUGAUAAGUACAUGGCAGGCGUGAGGAGCGAGGUGUGCUGGACGGGUGUUACGAAUCCUAAGUUGCUAUCAGAAUGAAGUAAAUGAGUGCAUGUACUAAUGACUUUUUGGCUUCCUCAUUGGACACAGAUAUUUUCCCUAUUUUCCUCUUUUCUCGUGGUAGAUGCCGAAUCCGUCCUGAAGAGUUCUGUGCAAUAAACUAUGCUGCCUGUUGGAUGGAUAACCGAGCGGACAGCCCAGCAGCCUCAGCCUCGUAAGAGCGUGUAUGCACGGCACUUCGCCAUUCUGCUUGAGGCGGUUCCGCUAACCCAAACGGUCACUUGCUACGAAGGCUUGUCGAGCUUAGCCAAUGCUUGUUUUCAGGCGAUUAAAUGGGCAUCACCAGCAUU
Exophiala xenobiotica is the source of this 5484-nucleotide messenger RNA. RefSeq lists its product as uncharacterized. The record is from RefSeq and is a predicted model, not a curated record. Gene Ontology annotation, cellular component: mitochondrion; cell cortex. NCBI's taxonomy places the organism in Eukaryota, Fungi, Ascomycota, Eurotiomycetes, Chaetothyriales, Herpotrichiellaceae. Bases 221 to 4924 code for a protein of 1567 amino acids. Gene Ontology annotation, molecular function: phospholipid binding; tubulin binding. The transcript is spliced from 2 exons. Gene Ontology annotation, biological process: establishment of mitochondrion localization; maintenance of protein location in cell cortex; dynein-driven meiotic oscillatory nuclear movement.